Aspergillus japonicus CBS 114.51 is the source of this 666-nucleotide messenger RNA. RefSeq names its product YjgF-like protein. NCBI's taxonomy places the organism in Eukaryota, Fungi, Ascomycota, Eurotiomycetes, Eurotiales, Aspergillaceae. The transcript has 4 exons. Gene Ontology annotation, cellular component: cytosol; mitochondrion. Bases 128 to 508 code for a protein of 126 amino acids. The record is from RefSeq and is a predicted model, not a curated record. Gene Ontology annotation, molecular function: deaminase activity.
GCCCUUGGGUGCUCGUCUUCUGCUCGCCCAUUUCGCUUCCUCCUCAACCUCAACUCCAUCUACCCUCCGAACUCUUCGCCGCUCCCUUCCCCUCCUCCCCCGCCCAAGAUUCCAUCAAUCCGUCACCAUGUCUACCGGUCUUGACAUUGUCCACACUGCUGGUGCUGCCCAGCCUGUCGGCCCCUACUCCCAAGCCAUCAAGGUCAACGGCCAGAUCUUCCUCUCCGGCCAGAUCCCGCUGACCAAGGACGGUGUUCUCAUCGAGGGUACCAUUGGCGAGAAGACCCGGCUCUGCUGCGAGAACAUCAAGGCCGUCGUCGAGGCUGCCGGCUCCAGCGUCGAGAAGAUCUUCAAGGUCACGGUCCUCCUUGCCGAUAUGGCCGACUUCGAUGAGAUGAACCAGGAGUACGGCAAGUUCUUCGCGCACAAGCCCGCCCGCUCUUGCUUCGCUGUGAAGCAGCUGCCCAAGGGCGUGCCCGUCGAGAUCGAGUGCAUUGCCUUGGCUUGAGUUUAGUUGAUGUAUCUAUCUACCACUGCGAUGGCUUGGUGUACAGUUGGAAUAGAUUAGUACAGUACGGUACAUGCACUGGGAAACGAAGAUUUCGUCUCCAGAAAAUUGUCCCAUCAAAGGUAGCCAGCCGGCUAAUUGAACUAUGUUCUUAUCUC